Molecule: messenger RNA, 963 nt
Organism: Drosophila eugracilis
Lineage: Eukaryota; Metazoa; Arthropoda; Insecta; Diptera; Drosophilidae
Product: YEATS domain-containing protein 4
Exons: 1
Coding region: 124-822 (232 amino acids)
Biological process (GO): regulation of transcription by RNA polymerase II; chromatin remodeling
Cellular component (GO): NuA4 histone acetyltransferase complex
Molecular function (GO): histone binding
Source: RefSeq, a predicted model, not a curated record
UGCUCACAGUGAUCUCGUAGAAAUUUUUGGUGUUGAAAAAAAUUUAAAAUUCGCUCCGUUUAAAUUUGGAAUUGGAAUACGGACACGGGGAUACGGGGAUACGGAUACUGAUACAUUAUCGACAUGAGUUACACUAAUCUCCUUCGCCAACAGAACGUGGUCGACGACUGCCAACGGGUGAGCUGCAAUCGCGGACCGGUGAACAAUCUCUCCGGUCGCUGUGUGAUCAGCCGGGACAUCGUGAUCGGCUGCCGGAUGGAGCUCUGCGAUCCAGACUUGCCCUACAUGCUGGAGCCCACUUGGAGCGUGUACCUGCGAUCCGGCAAGGAUGGCAGUGAUCUAUCCCGAUUCGUGCGAAGGGUCUCCUUCAAGAUGUCUCCGCGACUGCCGCUGAGACUACACGUGGCGGACAGUGCUCCGUUCGAGAUCAGCGAAGUGCUGGGCAGCGACUUUCCCGUGGAGGUGCAGGUAACGUAUGUGGACCCGCGAAUGUCGCCCACCACAUACAUCUUUCGACCCCGGGUGGUGCGUGAGGGUCACUCCGGCAUCAGUGAAGAGGUGCUCGACAAGAUGAUAUUCGUUAAUCCCACGCCCACUAUGAGAUUGAGCCUGACACCUGUUCUUGUUCCGGUUCUGAGUGGUCCGCACAAGGAAACGGAAUCCACUGAGUCCGAGUCGCUGUUUUCCGAUUCGAAGAACGGUGAGCGAAAGGAACAGAAUCGGGACCAGGUGGGUGAUGUGGCGCGGCCCUCUCAACUGCCAAAGACGCUGAUCAAGAAGCGGCUUAGCGUGGGCGGACCGUACACCCUUAGUCCGAAGUAGAAUGGGCUGCGCACAGCAGAGUUAAUCAGGAAAAGAUUAGACCAUUGGAGCAUUGGUAUUGAUAUGUACAGUAAAAAAUUUCCAAGGACCUAUAUAAUACUCAAGAUCAUGGAUUAGAAUAAAUAUAUUUGAGAGUCGAAA